CUUCUCAUUUCAUAAAACCUUUUGUAUUUCUCAUCUCCAUUAUGCCUAGCAGAGGAUGUGGACUGAAUUCUGGUCAUGUCAGGAAUAACAACCACCACAGGAGAUAAGGUUCUUGCCAUUCCAGUAUGUGUCUGCCUGGCUUUUCUGAUGGGUGACUUGAGACAGUUAUUAAUACAGUGUGAACCUCCAUUUUCUCAACUAUUAAAUGACAGUUAUUAAUACCCAGUUUGGAGGGUUAUUAGGGCAGUUAAAGGAGUUUAUGUAUGUAGAACAGUAUAUACUGUAGAACAGUCCUCAGUAAAUAGAGGUUGGCAUUAAUAUUUGCAUGGUAGGAUAUUUGGGUUUUUAAUGGCUGUCACGUGUUUCAUCUGCACAGAGAUGGCUAAUGAGUGGUGUUUGAUGAUUGAGGGAAAAUGUCUGUUGCUUAAUGAUGGAUAUUGUGAACCAGUUACCCAGACACUCCAGUAUUCAAAGAGAAAUUGAGAUCAAGUUCUUAAUUUAAACUCAGAAGCUUCUCUGAAGUGGUCUUCUGAGUGAGAUAUGGAAUAUUCUGGAAACUCUAUCAGAUCACAGGAUGGAAGCCCUUGAUGUGAAUCAGGUGUAUGGUGAGUCCUUAUUAAUGCUUCUUUUUAUGUAGUUCCUUCACAAGUGGCAGAUCCAGUGCUCAGUGCUCAGAGCCUGAGUGAUGGUGCAGUGGGCCAUAGAAGAACAAUGGAAAUGAGCAGAGCAUGUAUAAGUCAGGUUCCUGGGAUUUGGGAGGCAAGAAGGUGUGUGUGCUGUUUGAGGGAAUAACAUGUUCAUGAAUUCUGUUGUGUCAGACAGCUCUGUCUCUCUCUACUGUAAUUUGUGUAACUCCAAGGUGGAAUAUUUAACCUGUUUCUUAUGGGUAGCAAGAUCCAGAAAACCAUUUUUUGCUCCAGGUAACUCAGCACUUUGCCAGUUUAUGGAAUUAGUGUGUUUGUGGUAUGUUCUGUGCAUGGUGUGGAAUAGCUUAUAAGCAUGUUAUUACUGGAAUUGGAUUGGCUUCCAAGUUCAUGGCAUUCUUCUCUCUGAGGUUAUCUUUCUCAGAACCCUUUCUGUCUUCCUGAGGGGAAGAUUGAGGAGGCAAAGAUGGUGGCUGGGUUACUGAUGGAUUCUUCUCAGUCUUUCAUACAUCUUCCUGAGAACCUCAAAGAAGACAGUGGUUAGCUGAAGCCAGUAUGUAUUUGAUGGUUUAGCACUUAGUGACCUUCGAGGAUGUGGCUGUGACCUUUACCCAGGAGGAGUGGACUUUGUUGGAUCAAACACAGAGAGAUCUCUACAGAGAUGUGAUGUUGGAGAACUACCAGAAUCUCAUUAUACUAGGAUACGAAUCAUGCAAACCUGAUCUCAACUCUCUAAUGGGAGGAGCAGAAGAGCUGAGGACAGGAGGGAGAAGAAUUCUGCAGGAAUUGGAUUUGCAGCUCAAAACUAAAGGUUUCACAGCCCUUCAGGAUAUUUCUUUGGAAAAAACAUCAAAUGGAAUACAACUGGAGAGAAGCAAUGCUGGAGUGAAACGAUAUGGCUCUAACUUGUGUGGAAGAGCGUUUAGUGGACGCUCAUUUAUGACUCCCAGUAGACAGAAAACUUCUAAGGGUAAUCAGAAUGGAAAAGCCUUUAAAAAGAACUUUAUUUGUACUCUGCUCACGGAAAUCCCCAUUGGGGAGAAAACUUCGGAGAGUGUCCAGCAUGAUAAAGCCUUUGGUCAGCCUUCAGAUCUUACUGGGCACAAGAAAACUCAGACACGAGGGAACGUGUGUGAAUGCAAAGAGUGUCAGAGAACUUCUGUUAAUCAGUCAUCCCUUAAGGCACACAGGAGACACCACACUGGAGAAAAACCAUAUGAAUGUAAAGAAUGUGGGAAGGUCUUCACUCAUUCCUCGUACCCUACAGAUCAUAGAAGAAUUCACAGUGGAAAAAAGCCCUAUGUGUGCGUGGAAUGUGGGAAAGCCUUUACUCGAUCCACAGGACUUAUUUUACACAUGCGAAUUCACACUGGAGAAAAACCAUAUGAAUGUAAGGAAUGUGGAAAAGCUUUUAUUCACUCUUCAUACCUUACAAAACACGUAAGAAUUCACAGUGGAGAAAAGCCAUAUUUAUGUAAGGAGUGUGGGAAAACUUUCACUCGCUCCUCAGGACUUGUCUUACAUGUGCGAACACACACUGGAGAGAAACCCUAUAUAUGUAAAGAAUGUGGGAAAGCCUUUAAUAAUUCUUCAAUGCUCAGUCAGCAUGUCAGGACACACACUGGCGAGAAGCCAUACGAAUGCAAGCAAUGUGGGAAAGCUUUCACUCAGUCUUCAGGCCUUACCACACACUUAAGAACUCACACUGGAGAGAAGGCCUUUGCAUGUAAAGAAUGUGGGAAAGGUUUUGCUCGUUCUACGAAUCUUAAUAUGCACAUGCGAACGCACACUGGCGAAAAACCGUACAAAUGUAAAGAAUGUGGGAAAGCCUUUAGGUACUCCACAUGCCUUAAUAUUCACAUGCGAACUCACACUGGAGAGAAACCAUAUAAAUGUAAGGACUGUGGGAAAACCUUCACUCAAUCUUCGGCACUUGCUAAACAUUUAAGAACUAAGGCAUGUGGAAAAACCUGUAAAUGUUCUUCAGACCUUAGUAUUCACAUCUAAACUCAUCUGGAUAAAAAGUACCUUAUGAAAGUAAAGAAUGUGUGAGAAAGCUUUA
Lontra canadensis (Northern American river otter) is the source of this 2706-nucleotide messenger RNA. RefSeq names its product zinc finger protein 846 (gene ZNF846). Gene Ontology annotation, biological process: regulation of transcription by RNA polymerase II. Gene Ontology annotation, cellular component: nucleus; transcription regulator complex; PcG protein complex. The record is from RefSeq and is a predicted model, not a curated record. Gene Ontology annotation, molecular function: DNA-binding transcription factor activity, RNA polymerase II-specific; RNA polymerase II cis-regulatory region sequence-specific DNA binding. The coding region runs from base 1311 to 2651 and encodes 446 amino acids. The transcript is spliced from 5 exons. NCBI's taxonomy places the organism in Eukaryota, Metazoa, Chordata, Mammalia, Carnivora, Mustelidae.